AUGGCAGAGGCGGAGCUCGCCAAGCUUCGGCGGCUGCCGGAGAACCGCCGCUGCGCCACCUGCAAGCACGAGGACCGGCUCGGCUACAACGCGAUCUGCGUAAAGUUCCAGAUCUUUGUGUGCGGCGAUUGCAAGUCGGCGCACCAGGCCUUCUCGCACCGGUGCAAGAGCGUGACGAUGUCCAACUGGAACAAGGACGAGGUGCGGGCGCUCACAGGGGCGGCGGGAGGCGGCAAUUUGGCCAACAUGGCGAAGUACUUUGCGAAGCUGCCCGCCGACUCGCCUCAGUGGCCCGUCAAGGGCUGCCACCCCAACGACCUCAAGGAGUUUGUGCGGAUCGCGUACGAGGAGAAGCGCUGGUACUCGGACGUGCCCUCGCCCGGCCCCACCGGCAGCGCGACGCCGCCGCCGGGCAACGCCACCCCGGCCGAGCCGGCGACGCUCUACUCUGCCUCGGCGCCGGGCUCCUAUGCGGGGGGGAUGGACCUGCUGGGAGGGGACUCGAUCACCGUCGACCGCAGCGCGGGCGUCUCUGGCGGCGGCUUUUCCGCCUUUGAGGCCGCGGGCACGCCAGACGCCUGGGCCAGCUUCUCCGCUGCGCCCGCGCCGGCGGCGGCGGCGAGCGGCGGCGCCGACAGCUGGCAAACCUUCUCCAGCGCGCCGCCGCCCGCGCCGUCGCCCCCGAAGCGCGCGUCGUCGUCGCGGGACGGAUGGGCGUCUUUCUCCGCCGCCCCCUCGGGCAGCCUCCCGCCCGCCUCGCCCAGCGCCGCGUUUGACGACUUCGUCUCCGCGGCGCCGGCGGGGACGGCCUCCGCGCCGCCCUUGCGCAAGUCCUUCACCGCCCCGAGCGGCGCGUGCGUCGCCUCGGCUGGCACCACCGCCUAG
Molecule: messenger RNA, 885 nt
Organism: Emiliania huxleyi CCMP1516
Lineage: Eukaryota; Haptophyta; Isochrysidales; Noelaerhabdaceae
Exons: 2
Coding region: 1-885 (294 amino acids)
Molecular function (GO): GTPase activator activity
Source: RefSeq, a predicted model, not a curated record